AGAAAACACAGCACUUGCAAUUAUCUAAGAGAGAUGGCAUCAACAUGGAUGCAAGUGAUAGCAUUAGUGGUGGUCUUGGCUUUCCCAACAAUGAUCGAGUGUCGUAUUCGCAAUUACAAAUUUAACGUGGUAAUGACCAAUACUACAAGACGAUGUAAAAGUAAGCCGAUAGUAACCGUUAAUGGCCGUUUUCCAGGCCCCACAAUAGUUGCUAGAGAGGAUGACACCGUGACAGUCAAAGUUGUCAACCAUGUAAAAUAUAAUGUUAGCAUUCACUGGCAUGGUGUACGACAACUAAGAACCGGGUGGGCUGAUGGUCCUGCAUACAUAACACAAUGCCCGAUUCAACCAGGAGGAACCUAUCUAUACAACUUCACUUUAACAGGUCAACGAGGCACACUUUGGUGGCAUGCACACGUCUUGUGGUUAAGAGCCACGGUUCAUGGUGCCAUUGUCAUCUUGCCCAAACCUGGAGUCCCAUAUCCUUUUCCCAGACCCAAUAAAGAAGUUGUGGUUGUCCUAGGAGAAUGGUGGAAGUCAGAUACUGAAGCUGUAAUUAACCAAGCACAAAAAUUAGGACAAGCCCCUAACGUUUCCGAUGCCCACACCAUCAAUGGGUAUCCCGGACCUAUCACAAAUUGCUUAGCAAAUGGAGGGUUCAAGUUACAAGUGGAUGAAGGGAAAACAUACAUGUUAAGAAUAGUCAAUGCUGCACUCAAUGAAGAGCUUUUCUUUAGAAUUGCAAACCACAAACUAAGAGUGGUUGAGGUUGACGCGCUCUAUGUCAAACCAUUCACAACCGAUACUAUUCUUAUUGCACCGGGUCAGACAACAAAUGCCAUUAUAACAACCACACAAAAAGUCGGAAAGUACCUAAUGGCAGUCUCCCCAUUCAUGGAUGUGCCAGUUGCCGUUGAUAAUUUGACCGCCACAGCCUCCCUUCGUUACUCUGGUGUUGUAACUUCCACUAUCACCAAACUCGUCGCCCCGCCUCCUCAAAAUUCAACUCCAGUGGCCAACAAUUUCAUAAACUCCCUUAGGAGCUUGAACUCCGCAACAUAUCCUGCCAAAGUCCCAUUAACCAUUGACCAUUCUUUGUUUUUCACAAUUGGUUUGGGAAUCAAUCCUUGUAAAACUUGUGUUAACGGUAGUAGGGUGGUGGCAGACAUUAAUAAUAUCACAUUUGUCAUGCCAACAACCGCCCUUUUACAAGCGCAUUACUUCAAUAUAAGCGGCGUCUUUACAGAUGAUUUUCCUAGUACACCGUUAAUACCAUAUAACUAUACAGGCACACAACCAAAAAACUUUGCAACAAACAAAGGUACGAAGCUAUAUCGACUUCCUUAUAACUCGACCGUGCAACUAGUUUUGCAAGACACUGGAAUGAUCACCCCUGAAAGUCAUCCGGUACAUUUGCAUGGGUUCAACUUUUUUGUUGUUGGAAGAGGCAUAGGGAACUUUAAUCCAAAUAAAGAUCCAAAAAACUUCAAUCUUGUUGAUCCUGUUGAAAGAAAUACUGUUGGUGUCCCAACAGGUGGUUGGACUGCUAUUAGAUUCAGGGCGGACAAUCCAGGUGUUUGGUUUAUGCAUUGUCAUCUUGAAGUUCACACAACAUGGGGACUCAAAAUGGCAUUUGUAGUAGAUAAUGGAAAAGGGCCACUUCAGUCUGUUAUCCCGCCUCCAAGUGACCUCCCCAAGUGUUGAGCGCGUAUUAUAAAGAUUUUAGAAUAUGGAUUUCUUUUGGGUAGCCUAAUGGGCUUCUUAUAGUUGAAUAAAUCAAGCACAAUUACUCUUGUUUUUUUAUUCUACUUAAAGCACUUUUUCUGUUAUUAUA
Molecule: messenger RNA, 1834 nt
Organism: Helianthus annuus (common sunflower)
Lineage: Eukaryota; Viridiplantae; Streptophyta; Magnoliopsida; Asterales; Asteraceae
Product: laccase-4
Exons: 6
Coding region: 34-1704 (556 amino acids)
Biological process (GO): lignin catabolic process
Cellular component (GO): apoplast
Molecular function (GO): hydroquinone:oxygen oxidoreductase activity; copper ion binding
Source: RefSeq, a predicted model, not a curated record